GGUACACUUCACGUCCGUUCUCACUCCCACUUUGAAACCAAAUUUGUCAUCGGUAACAAGUGCUUAAAAAUUGUGAAAGGACGGAACUUUAAGUCUUAUUAAACUCCACGAAGCAACAAAAGAUGCAAAAAUGAAACAAACUGCGUAGUUAGCAAGUUAUAUUUAGCGCCUCACGCGUUGUUGUUUUUUUUGCGGUAAUCUUGGCUCACGUUAGCCAGCUAAAAUGAGACCUGAAUCAUUGCCCAGAGAACAGGCUGUCAGGAUACCGAGCUACUCCGAAACUGGACCUGCACCCGGGAUGACAAAAGAGACUAAGACUGAACACAUAAAAAGGGAAUGUAAAGAGUGAAGUUCCAGUGGACAGACACGGGAUGUGGCGUGGUGAUCUGCUUCUCCGGACACCUGGCAGAUGUGAAUGGAGAGGGGACUCUACUGCUGAGCUGGCACCUGGUACUGUAAACCCAGUCACACCUGAGAUGAUGCAGUCCUAGUUGUUUCUCUGUGGAGCAUCAUACUCUUCUGAAGGACUGUGUCAGCAAUAAUGUGAAGGCUGCCAAAUGCACAACAAAAUGACGGAUUUGGGAGCGCCGGAGAUGCAGCUGAUGAGGAGGAGGCUGAACGUGAAGAAGACGGGCAGGCUGAGACGCGACCUCCCGCUUCUCCUCCUGCUGGGGCUCCUCUUCGGGGAUUUCUCCUCGUCCAAGGCUGAAUCCUGUGGUGGAGUAGUCCAAGGACUGAAUGGUACCAUCGAGUCGCCUGGUUUCCCCCAUGGCUAUCCCAACUACGCCAACUGUACGUGGCUGAUUAUAACAGGGGAGAGGAACCGGAUCCAGCUAACCUUCGUCACGCUAGCGCUGGAGGAAGACUUUGAUAUUGUAUCAGUUUACGAUGGACAACCAUCGCCGGGCAACUUAAAAAUGAGGUUGUCAGGAUUCAUGCUGCCCUCCCCUAUAGUCAGCAGUGGAUCCAUAUUGGCCUUGUGGUUUACCACCGACUUUGCAGUCAGUGCACAGGGCUUCAAAGCAGUAUACGAAGUCCUGCCCAGCCACACAUGUGGUACCCCCGGCCUCAUUCCAAAUGGAGUCAUCCACGGCUCACGGUACAACAUGGGGGACAAGAUCCGGUACAGCUGUGAGUCAGGUUUUGUAUUGGAGGGACACAGUAUCCUCACAUGUAUUGUAUCACCUGGCAGUGGAGCACAGUGGGACUUCCCAUCACCUUUUUGUAGAGCGGAGGGAGCGUGUGGGGGUACAUUAAGAGGCACCGCGGGUUCAAUAACCAGCCCUGGGUACCCUGCAGAGUAUGAAAACAACCUGGACUGUACAUGGUCAAUCCUCUCUGAACCCGGUGACACCAUCGCUCUCGUCUUCAACGACUUCUUAUUAGAGGACAAAUACGACUUUCUGGAAAUCAGCGGGACAGAAGCACCGAGCAUAUGGCUGACUGGUACAACGCUGCCCUCACCAGUGAUAUCCAACAAGAACUGGCUUCGGAUACAUUUCACCUCAGACAGCAACCACAGAAGGAAAGGAUUCAGCGCUCAGUAUCAAGUGAAAAAAGCGAUAGAGUUGAAGUCCAGAGGGGUGAAGAUGAUGCCCAGCAAAGACUCCAGUCACAAAAAUGCUGUCUUGAGUCAAAGCGGCCUUGCUGGUGACGUUUGUCCAGAUCCUGGAGUACCAGAAAACGGAAAGAGGAUGGGCUCUGCUUUCCAAGUUGGCUCCAGCGUCCAGUUCAGCUGUGAUGACAGCUAUGUACUACAAGGUUCUAAAAGUAUCACCUGUCAACGAGUCACUGACACACUGGCAGCCUGGAGUGACCACAGGCCCAUCUGCAGAACACGUACCUGUGGCAGCAACCUAAGGGGGCCCAAAGGGGUCAUAACUUCUCCUAACUACCCCGUGCAAUAUGAGAACAACGCACACUGUGUGUGGGUCAUCACUGCAAUGGACUCUGGGAAGGUGAUAAAGCUAUCAUUUGAAGAGUUUGACCUGGAAAGAGGAUACGACACACUGACUGUGGGAGAUGGAGGGAAGAUAGGAGACACUCGGAGAGUACUCUAUGUGCUAACUGGCUCGAGUGUCCCUGACCUCAUCGUAAGCUUGUCCAAUCAGAUGUGGCUUCACCUGCAGUCAGAUGACACAAUCGGCUCAGCUGGGUUCAAGGCAGUCUAUGAAGAGAUCGACCGAGGAGGCUGUGGAGAUCCUGGGGUGCCGGCAUUCGGUCGUCGUAGCGGUGAUCGCUUUCAGCAUGGUGACGUGUUGACCUUCUUCUGUCAGUCGGCCUUUGAACUAGUGGGAGAGAAGACUAUCACAUGCCAGCACAAUAACCAGUGGUCUGGCAACAAACCAAGUUGUAUCUUCUCAUGUUUCUUCAACUUCACGGCUCCAUCAGGGACUAUAUUGUCCCCAAACUACCCAGAGGAAUAUGGGAACAACCUGAACUGUGUUUGGUUGAUAAUCUCUGAACCAGGAAGCCGCAUUCACCUCCUUUUCUCAGACUUCGACCUGGAGCCCCAGUUUGACUGGUUGGUGGUCAAAGAUGAAGGUCUGUCUGAGCCAACAACGUUUGGGACGUUCUCUGGCAAAGAUGUUCCGUCACAGAUCGCCUCAAACGGACACAUGAGACUGGAAUUUCAAUCUGAUCACUCUAACACUGGAAAGGGCUUCAAUAUCAGCUACACCACAUUUGGUCAGAAUGAAUGUCAUGACCCAGGAGUUCCUGUCAAUGGACAGAGGUACGGUGACCAGUUUCAGCUUGGCAGUUCCGUAGCUUUUCGUUGUGAUCAAGGCUUCAUUAGGACACAGGGGUCUGAUCAAGUGACUUGCAUCAUCCAGGAAGGAAACGUUGUUUGGUCUGCAGCUGUACCUCGCUGUGAAGCCCCGUGUGGAGGCCAUCUCACAGCUCCUACGGGUGUUCUGCUUCCUGGAUGGCCUUCCUUUUAUAAAGACUCUCUGAACUGCCAGUGGGUGAUUGAAGCACAUCCAGAUCAUGCUGUGAAGAUACAUUUUGACAGGUUCCAGACUGAGGUCAACUAUGACACACUGGAAAUCAGAGACGGCCCCUUGGCCUCAUCUCCUCUGAUCGGCGAAUACCACGGCACCCAAGCACCUCAUUUCCUGAUUUCCACGUCCAACGUCCUGUUCCUGUUGUUCACCACAGACAAUAGCCGCUCUGCAGCCGGCUUCAGCAUCAGAUAUGAAAGUGUGAAAAUGGAGUCAGACUCUUGUCUUGAUCCAGGAAUCCCAGUCAAUGGUCGUCGCCAUGGCAGCAGCUUUUCCAUUGGCUCCCGGGUCUUUUGUGACCCUGGAUACACACUGAGUGAUCAGGAGCCAAUUGUUUGUGAGCAGAAUCAUCAGUGGAGUCACGCUCUUCCCAGUUGUGAUGCCCUCUGUGGAGGGUAUGUCUACGGUAAAACAGGGACCAUUCUAUCUCCUGGCUUUCCUGACUUCUACCCAAAUUCCCUUAACUGCACCUGGACUAUCGAGGUGUCUCAUGGCAAAGGAGUCCAUCUGGUUUUCCACACCUUCCACCUGGAGGAGAACCACGACUAUCUCUCCAUAAUUGAAGAUGGAAACUUCCUGGAUCCAGUGACUCGACUCACUGGCUCGGUGCUUCCCCCAAGUGUCAAAGCAGGGCUCUUUGGGAACUUCAGCGCUCAGCUACGUUUCAUAUCGGAUUUUUCUAUGAGUUAUGAAGGCUUUAAUAUAACUUUCUCAGAGUACGACUUGGAGCCAUGCGAGGAUCCUGGCGUACCUGCGUACAGCAGGAGGAUGGGCUUCAGGUUUCAAGUUGGCGACUCACUGGCCUUUUCUUGUUUCCAUGGCUACCGACUGGAGGGAGACAGCAAAAUCACCUGUCUGGGUGGAGGCAGGCGUGUCUGGAGCAACACACUACCACGAUGUAUAGCGGAGUGUGGAGCCUCCUCUCUGGGACCUGAAGGCGUUCUCCUCUCUCCUAACUUCCCUUCAAACUACGAUAACAACCACGAGUGUAUCUAUCGCAUCAUCACUGAAAAGGGCAAAGGAAUCCGGCUGAGAGCCGAGAGCUUCUCGUUACAAGAUGGAGACUAUCUCAAGGUGUAUGAUGGAGAGAAUACUUCAUCCCGUUUCCUUGGUAACUUUACGCAUGAUAGCAUGACGGGAAAUGUGAUCAACAGUACGUCCAACCGCUUGUGGCUGGAGUUUAACAGCAACGCCUCGGGGACGGAGCAGGGAUUUCGCCUCACUUACACAAGUUUUGACCUUGUACGCUGUGAGGAACCAGGCAUCCCAAGUUACGGCUAUAAGAUCCAGGACGAUGGUCAUUUCGCCAACACUUUUGUCUUGUACUCCUGUAACCCUGGAUACAGUCUUCAUGGCAGCAGUACACUGACCUGUCUGAGCGGAGAUAGGCGUGUCUGGGACAAACCACUUCCUUCCUGUAUCGCGGAGUGUGGAGGUCAUAUAACUGGAGCAGUGUCUGGACGGAUUCUGUCUCCGGGAUACCCUGCUCCAUAUGACAACAACCUGCACUGUACCUGGACUAUAGAGGCUGACACAGGCAAGACUAUCAGCCUUCACUUCAUCGUCUUUGACACUGAAAUUGACCACGACAUUCUGAGAGUUUGGGAUGGUCCAUCCGGGCCAUCAGACGGGGGGAUCCUGUUGAAGGAAUGGUCCGGACCUGCCUUACCUGAAGACAUCCACUCGACUUUCAACAUACUCACACUGCAGUUUGAUUCUGAUUAUUUCAUCAGCAAGCAAGGAUUUUCUAUACAGUUCUCCACAACUACAGCUACAACCUGCAAUGACCCAGGGAUCCCUGUCAAUGGUUCCCGAUAUGGGGACAGUAAGGAGCCUGGAGACAGCAUGACGUUCCAGUGUGAUCCAGGGUACCAGCUGCAGGGCCAAGACACCAUCACAUGUGUACGGAUGGAUAACAGAUUCUACUGGCAGCCUGACCCUCCAACAUGUGUCGCAACAUGUGGAGGGAACGUCAGUGGCCCUUCAGGAGUGAUUCUGUCCCCUAACUACCCCCAGCCAUACCCCGCUGGGAAGGAGUGUGAUUGGAGAAUCAGAGUAAACCCUGACUUUGUCAUUGCACUCAUCUUCAAAAGUUUCAACAUGGAGCCAAGCUACGACUUCCUACACAUCUACGAGGGUGAAGACUCUAAUGGGCCGUUACUAGCAAGUCUCCAAGGCAACCAGGCCCCGGAGAGGAUAGAGAGCAGCAGUAACAGCCUCUUCCUUGCAUUCAGAUCUGAUGCCUCACUGGGCAUGUCUGGUUUCGCCAUCGAAUUCAGAGAAAAACCAAGAGAAGCCUGUUUUGACCCUGGUAACAUUAUGAAUGCCAGCAGAACAGGUUAUGACUACAAACUGGGAUCUCAGGUCUCCUACAACUGUCACCAUGGCUACACAAUAGUGGGCGGAGAAACCAUCACCUGUGUCAUGGGAAAUGAUGGCAAGCCAGUGUGGGACAGUGGUCUGCCGUCAUGUAAAGCUCCAUGUGGUGGGCAGUAUGGAGGAUCUGAAGGAGUUGUUUUAUCACCAAACUAUCCUUUAAACUACACCACGAGACAGACGUGUUCCUACCAAAUCGCCGUGUCCCCACAGUUUGUGGUGUUCGGCCAGUUUGCCGUUUUCCAGACAGCAAUGAACGACUCAGUGGAGCUCUUUGACGGAGCCAAUGAGAACGCUCGAUUGCUCAGCUCCCUGGCUGGGUCACAUUCAGGGGAGACAUUGCCAUUGGCAACUUCCAAUCAGAUCAUGCUGCGGUUCAAUGCUAAGAGUGGCCAGUCAGCUAGAGGUUUCCACUUCGUCUACCAAGCUGUUCCUCGUACAAGUGACAGUCAGUGCAGCUCAGUUCCAGAGCCUCGGUACGGCAGACGCAUUGGAUCAGAGUUCUCAGCUGGCUCUGUGGUUCGCUUCGAGUGCAGCCCAGGUUAUCUGCUGAAAGGGUCCAGUGCCAUCCGGUGCCAGGCUGUGCCUGGUGCUCUCGCACAGUGGAAUUCAACAACACCAUCAUGUAUUGUCCCCUGCAGUGGCAAUUUAACUGAACGUCGAGGUACCAUACUGUCUCCUGGCUAUCCUGAACCUUACCCAAACAGUCUCAACUGUCUGUGGAGGAUACAUGUUAGUGAAGGGGCUGGAAUACAGAUUCAAGUGAUGACGUUUGGGACUGAGCACAACUGGGACUCUCUGGAGAUCUACGACGGAGGAGACAUGACAGCUCCUAAAUUAGGGUCAUUUUCUGGAACCACUGCUCCCGCCCUCCUCAACUCAACGUCCAAUCAGCUUCUUCUUCACUUUCAGAGUGACAUCAGUGUGGUGGCAGCAGGUUUUCAUCUAGAAUACAAAACUGUUGGUCUCACCACUUGUCCAGAGCCGAUGAUUCCAGCCAACGGUAUUAAAGCAGGGGACAGAUAUAUGGUCAAUGAGGUGGUGGCAUUCACCUGUGAAGCUGGAUACACAUUACAGGGCCACUCCCACAUCUCCUGCAUGCCCGGGACUGUGCGAAGAUGGAACUACCCACCUCCUCUUUGCAUAGCUCGUUGCGGCGGGAUGUUGUCAGAGAUGAGCGGUGUCAUCCUUAGUCCAGGUUUCCCUGGCAACUAUCCUGGCAACCUGGACUGCACCUGGCAAAUCACCCUGCCAACUGGAUAUGGAGCCCAUAUUCAGUUCCAGAACUUCUCCUCUGAAGACAACCACGACUUCCUAGAGGUCAGGGCUGGACCACAGCACAGCUCUGCUCUCAUUGGACAGUUCACAGGCUCACUGAUCCCACCUGCUUUACUGAGCACCACCCACCUGACGGUCAUCCACUUCUACAGUGACCACUCAGAGAACAGGCAGGGCUUUAAGCUGACGUAUCAAGCCUAUCAACUUCAAAACUGCCAAGACCCCUCUCCUUUUCCCAAUGGUGACAUCAUAAAUGGUGACUACAGCGCUGGCCAAUCAGUGACUUUCCAGUGUCACCCUGGUUAUGUUUUGAUUGGACACCCUGUACUGACGUGCCUGCAUGGGACAGACAGAAAGUGGAACCAUCCAUUUCCACGCUGUGAAGCUCCUUGCGGCUAUAAUGUCACGGCUGAAAAUGGGACCAUCUAUUCACCACAGUACCCCAAUGAAUACCCAAACUCCCAGGACUGUAGCUGGCUCAUCACUGUUCCCCACGGACAUGGAGUUUAUAUUAACUUUACCUUACUGCAGACAGAGCCCGUCACAGAUUACAUCGCUGUCUGGGAUGGUCCUGAAACAUCAAGUCCUCAGCUAGGAGUCUUCAGUGGCAACACGGCGUUAGAGUCUGCCUACAGCACCAGCCUCAUGGUUCUGAUCCGCUUUCACUCGGACUUUUCGACUGGAGGGUUCUUCAUCCUCAACUUCCAUGCCUAUCGUCUGAAGAAAUGCCCUUCUCCGCCUGUUGUGGAUAAUGCUGAGGUGAUCUAUGAAGAUGAAGACUUCCAGAUAGGUGACAUUGUGAAGUACCGCUGUUUACCUGGAUACACUCUGGUGGGAAAGGCGGAGCUUAUGUGUAGACUCAAUUCCCAUUUGCUUUUUGAAGCGCCAUCCCCAACAUGUCAAGCCCAAUGCCCGGCCAAUGAGGAGCGGACUUCUUCAUCAGGGGUUAUACUAAGUCCUGGGUUUCCUAGCAACUACCCAAACAGUCAAACAUGCUCCUGGCUGCUACAUAUGGUUCCAGGUUACACCAUCAAUAUCUACGUUGAGAUGUUCCACAGCGAGAAACAGUUUGAUGAACUGGAAAUCUUUGACGGAUCCUCAGGACAAAGCCCUUUGCUUGUUGCUUUAAGUGGUAACCACUCAUCUCAGCUGAACUUCACAUCAAAAACAAACCAGCUCUAUCUACGAUGGUCCACUGAUCACGCAACCAACAAGAGAGGAUUCAAGAUACGAUACUCAGCUGCCUACUGUAGCAUCAAUGAUCCCCCAGCCAAUGGAGGCGUGGUCAACCGGACUAAACUCCGCCCAGGUAGCAGACUACAAUUCUACUGUAAUCAUGGUUUCCACCUGGUAGGUUCAAGCAAUUCCACCUGCAGGCUCCACUCUAAUGGGCUUUUCCAGUGGGAUGCACCACCACCGUUUUGUCAAGCUGUUUCGUGUGGGAUCCCUCAGACACCAGGCAACGGCAGCUUCCAUGCUAACCAGUACACUGUUAGUAGCCAGGUGACCUACCACUGUAACGAGGGUUACCACCUUGACCCUGGUGCUACAAUGACAGCAGUGUGUUUGGAGGAUGGCAGCUGGAGUAAUGCAGCCUCAGCACCAAGAUGUCUACCAAUCCACUGCCCCAGUGUCGAAGGCAUCCUGUCAGAUCACAUGGCCCACCGCCUGCUCUCUGGUAGAUUAGCAGAGUUUGGGUCCAUGGUGAUGCUGGAAUGUUCUACAGGGUACUAUCUAGGGGUGGGACAUCGGACUCUUCGCUGCCUUUCCAAUGGGACUUGGGAGGGGUCAGAUGACCCAGCUACAUGCAAAAUCAUUUCCUGUGGUGAGCUUCCUUCUCCACCUUUUGGAACUAAACUUGGGACGUUGACAACAUUUGGAGCAACUGCAAUCUUUAUGUGUAACCAUGGCUACACGCUGGUGGGGUCACAUGUCAGAGAGUGCGGCGCUAACGGGCUGUGGAGUGGAGCUGAGACCAGGUGUUUAGCCGGUCACUGUGACUCCCCAGAUCCUAUAGUCAAUGGCCACAUUAGUGGAGAUGGCUCUAGUUACCGUGACACAGUGGUGUACCAGUGCAUGUUAGGGUAUCGGCUUAUUGGCACAUCAGUUCGGAUCUGUCAACAAGACCAUCGUUGGUCUGGAACAACGCCCGUCUGCGUCCCUAUUACUUGUGGUCACCCCGGCAACCCAGCCAACGGGCGAACCAAUGGCAGCGAGUUCAACCUCAAUGAUGUUGUCAACUUCACCUGUAACAGAGGUCACGUCCUGAGUGGAAACGCUCGAGCUCAGUGCCGACUCAACGGACAAUGGAGCAGCCCCCUGCCUGUCUGCAAAGUGGUGAAUUGUUCGGACCCGGGCCAUGCGGAGAACGGUGUGCGCCAGUCUGGCCUACGUUACCCAGAAGUCUUCAGCUAUGGAGUAUCAGUGGCGUUCCACUGUAAAAGAGGCUUCUACCUCCUGGGCUCUGCAAUCCUCACAUGCCUUCAUGAUGGACGAUGGGAUCGACCAAUACCCCGCUGCCUAGCUAUUUCCUGUGGUGACCCCGGUGUACCCCCUAGUGCCGCAGUAUUCGGGACUCGCAGCUGGACGUAUGGUUCAGUGCUGCAGUACUCCUGUCUACCAGGAGGGUUGUUGGUGGGAAACAAUUCCCGCCACUGUCAGGAGGAUGGCACGUGGAGUGGACCACCACCGUAUUGCACUGGUGCAAGUCCAGGAGUCUGUGGAGACCCAGGGAUCCCUCCCCAUGGUGCUCGUCUUGGAGGGGAAGAAUUUAAAACCAAGAGCCUGCUGCGUUUCAGCUGUGAGGCAGGUUACAGUCUGACUGGCUCAGCUGAGAGAACCUGCCUUCACAAUGGCACCUGGAGCGGCACGCAGCCUGUCUGUCAAGCUGUAUCUUGCGGUAACCCUGGCACACCUGCACACGGCAGGAUCGUCUUCAGCGAUGGCAUCACUUUUGGCAGCUCGGUGGCUUAUGCAUGCUGGGAAGGUUUCAAAACAUCAGGCCUGACCACCAGACACUGUACAACAAAUGGGACAUGGACGGGACAACCCCCGGAUUGCGCUGUGAUCAGUUGUGGAGAUCCAGGACCAGUAGCCAAUGGGAUCUAUCUUGGACGUGAGUUUUCCUUCAACCACACUGUGAUCUACCACUGUAACCCCGGUAACCUGAUGGAGCCACUUGGGCGCAACAUCCUGCACUGCACUAAAGAGGGAACCUGGAACCAGACUAAACCCAGUUGUAGAGUGAUCCAGUGUGGACUUCCUCCUCAAGUGCAUCAUGGGAAAGUGGAAGGAACUGACCAUUCAUGGGGAUCAAGUGUUAGCUACAGUUGUUUUCAUGGUUACCAGUUGUCCACUCCUGCUGUGUUAUCGUGCGAGGGGAACGGGACGUGGACAGGAGACAUCCCACAGUGUCUGCCUGUCCUGUGUGGCGACCCUGGAUCUCCUGGAGGUGGAUUCAGAGAGGGAAACAUCUACUCCUACCGGUCUGAGGUCAGAUUCUACUGCCAUGCCCCCUACUUGCUGGUUGGCUCUGCUGCAAGAGUUUGUCAAGCAGAUGGGAUUUGGAGCGGCCAGCAACCAGCCUGUAUAGACCCAGCUUUCAACAGCUGCCGUGAUCCUGGAACUCCUGCCUAUGGUAUCCCCAUCAUGGCCCAGGGAUUUCAGGUUGGCAGUAAGAUUGCUUUCAAGUGCCGUAAGAACUACCACAUCCUCGGUUCAACCACGAGAACGUGCCUUGAAAACCUCACUUGGAGUGGAACGCAACCUGAGUGCAUAGCCCAUUCCUGCAGACAGCCAGAAACCCCCAGUAAUGUAGAUGUUCGAUCUAUGGACCUGCCUACCUUGGGAUAUACGUUGAUCUACACCUGUCAAGAUGGAUUCUAUCUGGCUGGAGGAUCAGAGCACAGAACCUGCAAAAGUGAUGGGAGAUGGUCGGGCAAACCCCCGCUCUGUAAAGUUGGUGUAAAAGUCAAUCCCAAAGGCAGAGGAGAGUCAGAUGUCCAGAAGAACAAGAUUCGAGUUCCAGUCGACGUGUUCUCUCCAAACUCAGAGUGGAGUGGUUUUUAUGAGUAUCUCGGUAAGAGACAAGCCACCACGUUUACUGUUACUGGAUUCAACGCUACCAGCAGCAGAGUUAACGUCACAUUACUGGAGACCAGCGGGGUGUCAAUCAGACUGUCAGGUACCUAUAAGUCAGAGGAAAACCAGCUACUGUUGAAGGUCUAUCAGGUGAAGGGACCCACAGAACAUUCUCUCAGCAAGUUUAAAAAUGACAACUGGGCCAUGGAUGGAUAUGUUACAGCAGAAUCAGACCAGAAGACUUUUGUCUAUCAGGGACACAUUCACAGUAAAGACUUCGGCAAGUUCCAUCUGACGAGACAAGGCCCUGUAACCAUGGCAAUGGACCCAUCUAACCCCUACACAAACAGCAGCUCUGUGGCAGCAGCCAUCUUAGUUCCUUUCUUUGCCCUCAUCCUGUCGGGAUUUGCCUUCUACCUCUACAAGCACAGGACGCGCCCCAAGGUCCAGUUCAAUGGCUAUGUCGGCCAUGAGAGCUCCAAUGGCCAGGCGUCGUUUGAAAACCCAAUGUAUGACACUAACAUGAAGCCUACCGAGGCUAAGGCAGUACGGUUCGAUACCACACUGAAUACAGUCUGCACGGUAGUAUAGUCCAACAUACCCCGCCACUACCUGCACAGUGGUUCAGGCCAACCUCUGCGGUGUGGUUCAACCAAACAGGAAAGAACAAACUUAUGAUUUGGACUCGUCACCGUGAGCAGACUGCGCUGUAGCUUGCUGGUCCUCUGUCAGCAUAACCUGCGCAGUGAAGCAGCUCUGCUCCCCCACCUACCUGAACAAUGGUAUCAACUCUCCCUGUAGUCUGAAAGAGUGGGAACCAAGAGAAAGGGAGUCGAUAACGACAAUGGAUAACAUUAAGAUAUGUUGUUCAGGGGAUCAGCGCUGGGUCAGGAAAUCCUCUUAAGCAUAUUCAGAGAUCCAUAGAGAGACGGUUCAAACAACUUGAACCUCUUCCAAGGUCAGCAACCAUAUACAAAAAGGUUCAGUGUCGGUUUAGCUAGGUAAAGUUGACCAAACCUCCGUAGGGAAAGGCCAGACACAAAUUGCUUCCCAAUACCCUCCCUCUAACCUAAAUAGUGUAUUUCCCUCAACUUAAACCCCAUCCACAUGACAAAUUUUGCACAGUGGUAUAGGCUUACUAACUCCCCUGCUGCAGGUCAGACAUGGGUUUCUACCCCAUUCAGGGUUCUACCCUCAGGGGAAGCACAUAGACUAUUCCACCCUGUUCCAGAUGUUGAAAAGAAAUUGGAUUGUUGCUUUAUAUAUCAACACAAAAACCAUCAUUGGUACUGGACCAAAAACCUCUCACUGGACUUCCAUCACACUGGUCUUGACAGGACGUGACCCUGAUGCAAUGACAGCUUUAGUCUGUUGUAGUGGAAAACAAUAUUGAUUCUGCAGACUGCCGUGAAGUUGACCACCACAUGCAGUUAAUGCAAUGACACUUUGAACCAGUCUUAUUUCUUUAAAGAAACCGACGCUCUAAUCCAUCACGGCAUAUUAGUUUUCAAUCUAUUCAAGCGGUGGUGGACCACAGCUAGACAAACUGGAGUCAAAUAACAUCUGCAGAUGUUUCAGUGUUGGUAGCCUGCUUGGGAUAUGUACAGUCACAGAGUUGGGUAAGUUAAGUUUUUGCUCAGUAUUGGAUUUUCAGAAAGAAGGUUCCUGUGAUUGCCUCUCCUCUUUGCCACUUACUGCAUUGCCUUUCUAUGACAGUAUCUACUUGCAGCAUUUUGUUCGGCCAGAACAUACCAAUUCAUGCAUUUGCAAAUGUUAUUUUUCCCAGGAUUAGUACAACAGUCUGUCAAAAAGCUCUAGAUGUGUUUUAGAGAUUCUUGAAUAUUCUAUUGAGGUACUUCACUCCUGUACACAUUUUUCCAUGCUAGCACAUGCUGGCAGGCUGUGCUGAACCAGAAAACAAGACAUUUGAGUUUCCGGGCUGGUGUACACAAUGGACUGGUUUCCAGAGGCCUGUCUAACACAAUCACAGAAUCAGACAACUGAUUCUUGUUCUUGGACUAGCCAGCGUUUUGUGCUUGGUGGCUGAACAAGUUGAAGCCUGGAGGCAAUAAGCUGUCAAGAUCUUCGACUGCUGCAAUCAGCUGUGGCCAAAUCCAAGAAAUGAUUUGUCUUCUUGUAACUCUGGUCGGGAUUAUCAGCCGAGAGAUGAGCGAUACUUUUCUACAGUAUACUCUCCAGCCACAAAUCACACAUAGAUGAAGAGAUUAACACACAAAGUGGUUGACUGACAGAUAUAAGACAGAUGGACACAUACAAAUGGACAGAUAGAAAACUCUGUCAGUCAAGCUGGAAGAGAGACAAGGACAGGUUGCUAUGGAAACAGAGGCAAAUAGAUGUCUCUGAAUGUCUCAUCCGACAUUUUUCUUCAGUGAAGAUAUUGAUGAACAGACUCAAUGUUCAAAAACCCAGUGGCCCCAUGGGACUUCCCAAACCACUGCUGCUGGGGAACCCCAAAAUAUAAACUUUAUAUAAACUCUUAAACCGCACAAAUUUUGCACUAGUGUGUUUUUCUGACUGGGUUAUGAAAAAAUGAAUAAUUUUUGGGUCUGAAAUGGGUUUGAAAAUGAGUCAUUCAAAAAAAGAGAAUUUUAUUCAAAAACUUCUAUCUUUAAAAAGACAACAAAAUGACUAAAUACAGGGUUACAGAGUGUUUGUAUAUACACAUUUAUAUUUCACACUCCCUGUUAGCAGUGACCACACGCUAUUUUGUUGUUAUUUUGUUGCCAUGACAACAUGCUAGCCAACCAGAAAGUUGGGAUCAGAUUGCCUGUGGACCUCUGAGUUUCUGGUGUCACAUGAUGACACAAGUUUGUUGCCAUUUCUAGGGCAGUGACUGUUUCUGAAAGCUCACACUGAGAAGUGUUAGGACAAUGAAGGUGGUAGACAACUACAUCAAAAGGUUCACAUCAAUAGUAUUCUAUUUCCCUCUCUGAGACACUGGUGCCACACUGGUUUUUAUUAUUAUUAUUUAUAGGCAUUGAACUGAACCAUUUUGUUAGAUACUGAGCAGUUUUCCUACAGAACUGUUUUCCUCAAAGACUAAAAAGUAUCUCAAGAUGAGCCUGUUUUUUUUUUUAAGUGAUCACUUGUAAUAUGAGUCGUGUGAGCUUUCAGAACAACACUCACCUCUUCACUCUUUAAAGAGAUGUGUUGCAAGUUUCCACAACUGCUCACAUUAUCAUGCAUCAUCCUCAAAGACAUUUAAUAUGCGCGAUGCACAUGAUCUUAUUCCAAUGCAUCUUUUUAAAGAGCUUUCAGCGUACAGUUGAUCUGUUUAGGAACUGGUCAUUUAAGGCAAAGGACAAACAGAUUCAGUAUGAAGACAACAUGCACAAUUAUUGUUGUCAAGAGUUAUCGUCCCCCUAGAGCCCCUCAGUUGUUUGAGAAAUACCUCGUGUGCAAAGAGAUAGUUACAUCCUGCUUAUAAAUGCUGGAACCUCACUGCAACAAAUACACAAGCUUUGCGAGUGCAACCUUGCAUUCACUUUAUUUCCUGGUGUUUUGGCUCACAAUAUCCACCCUGUGCCCAUAAGUCUGCCGGAUACAAGAAAAGUCACUAGCUUCAAAUCACUCGCCAGGCUUGUUAUUUCUUGCAGUGUUCUCUCUAAAUAUUUUUAUUUUUCAAAGAUGCUGCACUUGGUUUAGAUCACAGAUGUAACUGCUUUCAGUGUGUGUCUUGAGGUGUCUUCAGGCCUGUGUCUUGUUUGUUUCACACUCACAGAUGCACACCAUUCUGGCUUCAGGUUUUCACUUCAGGCAACUGGUCUGAUUUCUAUUUUCCAAAUGAGUUUCCCUUCAUGAUCCACAUGUUCAAUUUUUCAUUUUCAAUCCAUCAUGCUGACACUCCUGCAAACAAUAGAUCCCAAAAUCCAUUUAUUCCUGCACAUGAUAUGAAAUGUGAAUGGAACAACUGAGAGUCAGAUAAUGACAGUUACAACAGAUGAAAUGAUGAUAUAGUCCAUAAAACACAUUUAAUAUUCCGGUGUAAUAGUCCAGUCUGAAACCAAUUUCACUCAAAUUAUAGAACAGAUUUUCCCUAAAUCUCAAAUAGUGGAAAAAAAAAAUUGCCAUGAGAAGGUUGUCACAUCCAACUAUUUUGAAGGAAGUGAGAAUGAAUUGACAAGCAAAUUGCAGUUUCAAUUUAGAUUUUCAGCUCAUUUAAUUGAAAAUGAGUCUACUCCAGACCUGAAUGUUGCAGUGAAGUGCCCUGAAACAAUAGUGAUUAUGUUGGGAAGCAUGACUUCAGGAUAUUGCAAGAAUUAUAAUAUUCAUUGUUAGUCUGUUUUUCACAGACUCCGUGUCAGUGGCCAUGGCCAAAUGGCAGCAACACGUACACCAGUGUGAGGCUCAGAAAAUAAUGAUAUGUAGAUGUAGCUUUCAGUGACAACAAGGCAGACGGCACAUUCAAAAUCUCUCCACAGAAAUAGCUCGGCAGCUGUAAACAACAGUAGAGUGUCUACUCACGAGAUAGCGGGCCACCCCUCUAUGCUGGAGUGCACCCAGUGCUUCUGUUUUAAUUGGUUUAAUUAAUUCAGUCGAGAUUUCCUAUGGAGUCAAGAGAGCAUAAUGGAGCCUGAAAAUUAGAGGCUGCAAGGUUUCCACAGGCGUGAUAAAAGGUCUAAUUCUUAACAAUUAAUGACACACAUCUGAUCUCCUACUGCACCAAAACAAGGAAACGUCGACUCCACAUUUUCCAUAUUUAGUCUGGUGUUAAAAGAUGAGAGUGGUACUACAGUGUCUGGAUUACAGCAGGUGCAGGUAUUCCCACAUGCAGCUAUAGAUGCAAGUCAACAUCAGAAAUCUCUUCAUACCGCACAGUGUUUUUGUUUUUUUCUCCUUUCUUGUACCUGGAUUCAAGGAAGCUUAGGCUAAAAAAUAUGCUGAGUCAUGAUGGAAAAAAAAAAGGACCUUUCCUGAUGCAACAAGAUAAUAUGUUUGGUUAAGCUAUUCCUUUUAUGUUUGCUGGAAAUGUAGAAAAGACAAUGAGGAAGCUGCUCCUAUUGUAAGGCUCUAACAGUGAUAUCUGCCCACUGAGAGACUAGUGUUGCUUCAAAUUUCAGCUAGCUGUUAAAAAUGAGAUGCAUAUUAUCAUUUCAAAUAUGACACAUCCUCCCUUUUUCAAGAUGCCUUGACAAUCUGAAUAAUAUUCUAUUUCACACAGAUGUUCUUUUUCUAAUAGUAUGGGUAAAAGUUUCUGCGUUUGUCCUUUAUUUGCCAUUGUCAGCAGUCCUAACUAUUUAAAAGAGUGACUGCUGGCUACAAGUUACAAAAAGAGACUAGGAAAUUCUAAAAUGCCAAGGUUGUUUCUGCUUCUUAUCAGAGACUUUUCACUGUUUCUGAAGAAGUUUCCACAUUUUUCCCUCACCUUCAGGUAUCAUCAGCGUUUUGCAUUGAAAAAAAAAGGGUACUGCAGGCUGAAAAAAGAGCAUCUAAAAUGAUAUGUUGCGCAUUCCUUGUUAGCAUCACAUGGCAGCAAUGAGCAUUUUUCCAAAUAGUAUUAGAUGAGCAUAUUCAAUAUGGCUUUUAAUAUACUGUAUAUCUUAAUCAAAUUAAGAUAAGGUCAUAUAUUCAUUUGAACCUUGGUCCCCUGUUGCUGUACUUUUCUGAUAGGAAUUCUGUAUCCUAAUUCAUUGUUAGUCCUGCUUAUAGGCCAUGUGACCUGUAGAUUGGUCUUUAACAGUGCUGCAGUCAGGGGCAUGUCCAGACUCACUUGACUGGGGUGGCCUAACUUGGGCACUUCCUAAUGCAGAGGUUGUUCGUGUGAACACAACAAUAAAUAGCAUUUAUCUACACAGUUCCCAUUAAACAUAUCGACUUUAACUACUAAUAAGUAUCCUAUGAGUGUUAUAUUCCUAUGUAUAAUUAUUUAUUUUUAAAAAGUGAUAGAACAGACUGGCAACAUGUAAAUCUUCUGAAUUAAAUUCUUAUCAUACUUUAUAGGAAGAUGUUUAUCCAAAGGACACAAUUUAAAUUACCAACAAAAGGAAAUGUGCUUCACUGAAAUGCAAUCAAAGCUAUGAGCAGCCGAAACACUCGCAAACAGCUGAUUUUAACACAAGUUGUGCUUUUGACAAGGCAAACAGAUAAUUAUAGUGAAGAGUUUUGGAUCGGUAUCAGGGUUAGCCAAUCAAAUUCCAAAGAGGGCCCACGCAACCCAUCUGGAACCCCAGGCCUUAAAUUGCUUGAUAGAAAUCUUGUGUGUGUGUGUGUGUGUGAACCUUCUCCACAGGAUAUGCACACAUAUUUUAAGAUAUCUUGGCUACUGUAGUUUCAGGUUGUAGUGUAAUGGAUUUGAAAUACCCAGCAUAAAUAUUAAUUUGCCCUUGACAAAACUUUGGAUCACCUUCUUCUUAAUAAAUUAAAAAAGGAUUGGACAAACUUCUCAUGCCAUACGUUUAAAAUUACAGCUGUGAAGAUAAACUUCAUCCUGGUGGGCCUGAAUUUAAUGUGAGCUGACUGCAGCUAUGUGUAGAUGGGAUGAGUAGUUGUCAUUUUGCCACAUUGCUCUUCUAGAUUGGGGCAGCAUACAAAGAUGAGCCACUUCCACACAUUGCAGCAACCAGAUGCUUUCUCAGCAACACGUAUUGACAUACAGUAUCUCAGUUUGUUCCUUUUUUGUAUUUUGUUAUGCUGAUGCCACAGAGCUAUGUUGGGAAGCGGCAACACCUUGCCAGAAAGUCGCCAUCAUCAUCAUCAUCACGUUUGUUCAAAGCCUCACAAUCAUUAUCACCGCUGUCCUCCCUCGCCAUCAUCAUGUGCUGCUGAACUUGAAGUAGGUGCAAAAGAACAAAAAAAAGUUUUGUACAGAAAUCUAUUUUUUAUGGAGAGUUUGUAAAAAAAAACAACAAAUUAUUAAACAUGCUGUACUUUUUAUGAUAAAUGAUGUAGGUACAACGAAAUCUUGUUCAUGAAAGUCAAUGUUUUUACUGUUACACACCAUGUAAAAAUCUAUGGUUCAAACUGAGUAUCAAAUAUCCAAAUGUCAUAUAAUCUCUUGUGUCCGUUACGGCUGCUUCUACACAGGAACAGAAAAACCUGCAGUAUGUGACCCAGCGUUAAUGUACUCUGUGCUGAAGAGAUCAUUUUCUCUGGGUCACAUCUCAUUCUAAUGUCAUUUAAAAUGAUGUGUCUGUUUCAACUCCUCUUCAGCUUGGGGCUGGAAGAUUCAGUGCCAGUACAUAUUAUGUAUAAUACAUCAUACAUACAACAACAUUAAGUGGCUUUUUAUGCAGCAGCUUUUGGUGGUCUCUCACAUUAAGACACUUUAUUGGUUUAGGAUCCAUACUUUAAAUUGAACAUACCAGACGGUUAGUGUCAUAAUGUCAUACACAGUACUUUUAGAUGAGUAGAGACCGACACUUCCUUUUAAAACAUUACGUUUUUGUGUAACAGCAGCCCUGUGUGGCUGAUCCUAAUGUCUAUAUCUUGAGGGAUGACUUCCACAGGCACAAAAGAUUUUGGAUGACUUGACCCCUUUAAGGCCCAAAAUCUGACCUUGUGUCCGUCUGAACGAGAGGGAGUCUGGUCCUCCUCAUUCAGACAUUAAGGGUUGAGAGAAGAAAAUAAAAUUGUGAUCAAAUUAGGCUCUAGCAGCAGCAUUUGCAAAUGAGCAACAGUGUUUGGGGCUACUAAAGUGACUGAUAAACAUGAACAUGACUGGUACCUAUUUGAAUUAAAGGAUGGAAAAUGUCAUUUUACUGUCAAAGUAAUUAUGAAAGUGGAAGUACAGGGGGUGUUAUAAAGGGUUUGACAACAGAUACUGUAUGUGAAUACAGCCUCACAACCUGCUGUUAAGAGACUCACAGUUUAUCUAUCAGAUAUUUUGAAAACAUUAUUUGAGAAUAAAGUUUUUGAUACAAUAA
Messenger RNA from Notolabrus celidotus (New Zealand spotty), 18619 nucleotides. Its product is annotated as CUB and sushi domain-containing protein 1-like. The record is from RefSeq and is a predicted model, not a curated record. NCBI's taxonomy places the organism in Eukaryota, Metazoa, Chordata, Actinopteri, Labriformes, Labridae.